CCAGACCCAGCGUCAGUCGGCGACGUGCUCGUCUAGCAGUGUGUCUGUCGUGUCGUGCCGGUGUACCGCUGUCUACAACCACGUGCUUAACACGCGCUCCUACCCGGUACGGAGAUUUUAACGCGAGGGUUUUGGUAUGCUGUUAUAAUAUCUUCUUACAGACAUUCUAAGUUCUUAACGUUAAAUAUUGCCACUUUAUACGAGAUUUAACAUAUAAUCAAAAAUUCGUGACAGAUUAUCACAUAUAUACCUUAUCAUGAAAAUUACAGAAUAUCUGUGUCUAAUGUGAUAAACAUGACUUAAGAAAGAAGUCAGUGGAAAGUGUGCAAAUUCGUUUUGUGUUCUAAGGAAUAACAAUACUUACAGGUGGUCAUCAUUGGCGCCACCAUGACCAAUCUGAACCGCAUCCGCGUAGUGGUUCUGGGCAGUUCCAAGGUUGGCAAAUCAGCUGUGACAGUACGAUAUUUAACAAAAAGGUACAUCGGAGAAUAUAGCUCAACGACAGACUUCAUGUACCGGCACAACGUCACGUUCGACAGUGUCACCACGGAGGUCGAGAUCCUGGAUACCUGCAAGUGUGCGGCAACGGGGUGCCUGUACGACCACAUUCGCUGGGGAGAGGCGUUCGUAGUAGUGUACAGUAUAUGCGACAUGAACAGCUUCAAUGACGCACACACUCUGCUGGACAAACUGAGCAAACUGAAGCUGCCUUCCUACUACACCACUCUGCUGCUAGGAAACAAGCGAGACCUAGACCACUCAAGGGCAGUCUGUGUGGAUGCUGGUCAAGAGCUGUCCCUCCGCUACUCCUGCCAAUAUUACGAGGUUAGCGCGGCCGAGAGUUUUGCUGGGGUAUCCCUCGCUUUCCAGAGUCUCCUUCGAGAAGCGAGAUCCGUCCAGUUACUCCGGGCGAUGCCUAUUCGCCGCAAGCUUGGAGUAAACUCCGUGUCAAAGGUCCUUGGAACAAUCUUUGGCAAGAACAACAAUAAACGGGAUCGUAAAAAGAGGCCUUCUUUGAGUAUUUAGAGUGUAACAUGUGUUGUUAUGUGGUCAGUCAGCUGUACCCUCAAAGUCGUGAGUUAGCGUACUUUCUGAUGUUCGGGUAAUACUAGGACUUUUUUAAGCGAAUGCUACAUGAACAUUUACUCUAAAGGACUAUGUUUUCACCAUAAUUUUUAUAGAAACCCAACGUUGUGUAUUCAACUGUUCUGUAAAUAGCCUGUAAAUAUAAAUUCAGAACCCAAAUUUUUCUAUGUAAACUUAAACCAUUUAAAUUUAUCUCAUGAUUUUGUUUUGAUGGUAGUGAUAUUUUUUAAUUGAGUAAGUUUUACUGGAACCUUUUUGUAUGUUUUGAUUGUACUACUGAAAUAAUAUGAAUCUUUAAAUAUUUUAAGUUGUACGAGAGACCGUAUAUAUUAACAACAUUAUAUGCUUUUAAAGUUAGCUCAUGUGCACAAAUUGACACGGGGUUCAUCUCUUAAAUUGUUUUCAUUACGUUAUGAUCUCUUAUUAUAAGUUUAAAUUUCAAAGUAGACAUUGUGUGGUGAUUUGUUUAAUUUUUGUUAUUCAAAAAUGAUGUUCCUAUUAUAUGUACUAUACUGUAAAUAAUUAUGAGGUAAAUAAAAGUAUUUGCUUUGUUUC
This is a messenger RNA of Homalodisca vitripennis (glassy-winged sharpshooter), 1641 nucleotides long. RefSeq names its product ras-related and estrogen-regulated growth inhibitor-like. Bases 388 to 1026 code for a protein of 212 amino acids. The transcript has 6 exons. Lineage: Eukaryota; Metazoa; Arthropoda; Insecta; Hemiptera; Cicadellidae. Gene Ontology annotation, molecular function: GTPase activity; GTP binding. The record is from RefSeq and is a predicted model, not a curated record.